Molecule: messenger RNA, 3655 nt
Organism: Tyto alba (common barn owl)
Lineage: Eukaryota; Metazoa; Chordata; Aves; Strigiformes; Tytonidae
Gene: RABEP1
Product: rabaptin, RAB GTPase binding effector protein 1
Exons: 18
Coding region: 161-2743 (860 amino acids)
Biological process (GO): endocytosis; Golgi to plasma membrane transport
Cellular component (GO): endocytic vesicle; endosome
Molecular function (GO): growth factor activity; GTPase activator activity
Source: RefSeq, a predicted model, not a curated record
CCCGCCGGCGGCGGCCGCUGUCAGGAUGAGGCGGAGGAGGCGGAGGCCCGGGCCGGCAGCUCCCGUCUCCCGCCGGGGCCCCCUGGCGUAGCGGUUCCCGCUCCGAAGCCGCGGCUGGAGGCGGAGGAGGCCGCGGCGGCGCCGCCCGCCCGCCGGAGCAAUGGCCCAGCCCGGCCCGAGCCCCGCGACGGACGUUGCUCUUCUACAACGAGUAGCAGAAUUAGAAAAGGUCAAUGCAGAAUUCCUGCGCACAAAGCAGCAACUUGAGCAAGAAUUUAAUCAAAAGAGAGCAAAAUUUAAGGAGUUAUACUUGGCUAAGGAAGAGGACUUAAAAAGACAAAAUGCAGUGCUGCAAGCAGCCCAAGAUGAUCUGGGACAAUUGCGGACCCAGCUGAUGGAAGCUCAUGCUGAAAUGGAGAACAUCAAAGCUAUAGCUACAGUAUCUGAGAAUACAAAGCAGGAAGCUAUCGAUGAGGUGAAGAGACAGUGGCAAGAAGAAGUAGCUUCACUACAAGCUAUUAUGAAAGAGACUGUUCGUGACUAUGAGCUCCAGUAUCAUCACAGGAUGGAGCAAGAGCGAGCUCAGUGGAAUCAAUAUCGAGAAAAUGUGGAACGGGAAAUAGCAGAGUUAAGAAGGCGACUGUCUGAAGGUCAAGAGGAAGAAAACCUAGAAAAUGAAAUGAAAAAGGCCCAAGAAGAUGCUGAGAAGCUGCGUUCAGUUGUGAUGCCUAUGGAGAAAGAGAUUGCAGCACUAAAGGAGAAACUGACAGGAGCUGAAGAAAAAAUCAAAGAGUUAGAAGCAUCAAAGGUUAAAGAACUGAACCAUUACUUGGAAGCUGAGAAGUCAUGUAGGACAGACUUAGAGAUGUACGUGGCAGUUCUCAACACACAAAAAUCAGUCCUGCAAGAAGAUGCAGAGAAGUUGCGGAAAGAACUGCAUGAAGUCUGCCAUCUCUUAGAGCAAGAGCGACAGCAGCACAACCAGUUGAAACACACAUGGCAGAAAGCCAAUGACCAGUUCUUGGAGUCUCAGCGUUUGCUGAUGAGGGACAUGCAACGUAUGGAAAUUGUUCUGACCUCUGAGCAGCUCCGACAAGUUGAAGAACUGAAAAAAAAGGAUCAGGAAGAAGAUGAUCAGCAGAGGCUUAGCAAGAGAAAGGAGCAGAAGCAGAAAGAUUCAGAUGAUGAUACGAAAGCUGCUUGUUCUGUAGCCCAUGAGGAAACCCUUACCCAGCUCUCUAAUGAAGAGGUGCAUGUAAAUAGCGCCCAUGGCUCAGUCCAUUCAUUGGAUGCAGACUUGCUGCUUUCUUCUGGCGAAUCUUUCAAUAAAUCGGAUAAUGAUAUGUUUAAAGAGGGACUACGGAGAGCACAGUCAACAGAUAGUCUGGGGACAUCUGGAUCGUUACAGUCCAAAGCUUUAGGAUACAACAACAAAGCAAAAUCUGCUGGGAACCUGGACGAGUCAGAUUUUGGACCACUUGUUGGAGCAGAUUCAGUGUCUGAGAACUUUGAUACAGCUUCCCUUGGGUCUCUGCAAAUGCCGAGUGGGUUCAUGUUAACCAAAGAUCAAGAAAAAGCAAUCAAAGCAAUGACACCAGAGCAAGAAGAGACUGCUUCACUUCUUUCCAGUGUUACACAAGGGGUAGAAAGCGCUUAUGUGUCUCCUAGCGGUUACCGCUUGGUUAGCGAGACGGAGUGGAACCUACUGCAGAAGGAGGUGCAGAAUGCAGGGAACAAGCUGGGUAGACGCUGUGAUAUGUGCUCGAAUUAUGAGAAGCAGUUGCAAGGUAUCCAGAUUCAGGAGGCUGAGACAAGAGACCAGGUGAAAAAGCUGCAGGUGAUGCUGAGGCAGGCUAAUGACCAGCUGGAAAAGACAAUGAAAGAUAAACAGGAGUUAGAGGAUUACAUGAAACAAAGUGCUGAAGACUCCUCUAACCAGAUCUCUUUGCUUAUGGCUAAAUGUCAAAAGUCGGAGAACUUCCUCAGUGAACUACAGCAGGCGUUUUCGCAAGCAAAGAGGAGCGUCCAGGAGCAAAUGGCUGUCCUCACACAGUCAAGGGAGCAGGUUUCAGAAGAGUUGGUGAGACUGCAAAAAGAUAAUGAAAGUCUUCAAGGAAAACAUAGCUUGCAUGUGUCUUUACAGCAAGCUGAAGAUUUCAUUCUACCAGAAGCAGCAGAGGAGCUCCGUGAGCUGAUUUUAAAAUAUCGUGAAGACAUAAUUGGUGUGCGGACAGCAGCAGAUCACCUUGAAGAGAAACUUAAGGCGGAGAUUUUAUUCUUAAAAGAACAGAUUCAAGCUGAACAAUAUUUGAAAGAAAAUAUAGAGGAAACUCUGCAGCUGGAAAUAGAGAAUUGCAAAGAAGAAAUAGCUUCCAUUUCCAAUUUAAAAGCUGAACUGGAAAGAAUAAAAUUGGAAAAGGAACAGUUGGAAAGUUCUUCACAGGAAAACCUGCAGCAGCUGGAGAGUCUGCAGGAAGCAAAAAACACUCUAGAAGAACAGCUGAAGAAGGAGACAGCAGCAAAGGCAAACCUUGAACAGCUGGUAUUUGAAGAGAAGAAUAAAGCUCAGCGGUUGCAGACUGAAUUAGAUGUCAGUGAGCAAGUACAGAGAGAUUUUGUGAAGCUUUCUCAGACACUUCAGGUGCAGCUGGAGCGGAUCCGGCAGGCAGAUUCCCUGGAGAGAAUCCGUGCAAUCCUGAAUGACACAAAACUGACGGACAUUAAUCAGCUUCCUGAAACAUGACAUCCUGAUGAGCGGGCUCCAAGGCUGCAUUUGGGGUUUUUAACUCAUCUUUAUAGCAACAUUAAUUAUUAUUUAACUCUAACCGAAAGAGCAGAAGACAACAGAGGGGAGCAUUGACUAAGUUUUGUUUCUAGAGGGGAAGAAGGUUUUGUACUGGGCAGGAAGAGAGCACAAGGGUGACUUGCAGUGUAGGAAGGAGAACUUUCUAAUGGAAACACUAAUGAGCGUGGUGUUUCAUGUUCCACUGAGUGGGAUCAGUCCUUACAUUCUGAAAAACUUCCCCUCUUUCAGCCGACUUCGUAACCUAAUAGAGAGUUUUGGAACAUUUACCCCGUCUUUCCCUCUUUCCUUUUCCCCCACUACUGUGAUCAGAGUAGCUGCUGGAAACCAUAUUGUCCCUCCAAAACAUUGAAGAGCAAAGUGGUUGAAGUUUUUCUGUUUGAAUAGUCAGUAACAGUAUUCAGCUAGCAGAGAGAAUGAGGUGUAGAGUAUGCUGUAUGAAUAUUUUAUAUUAAAAUAUGACUUUAUUAGCAGGACACUGGAUAUCGAUCUUAUUUCAUAACUCAGUACUUUUUUUUUCUUUUUCCUAACCAUUGACUUUGUGUUGAAGAAUUGGGAUGCUGCUGAAAUAUGGUGGACAUGAAUGAGCUGUGUGUGUCCUGAACAGAUAAAUGCUAAUCCAAAAAAAAAAUGAAAAAUGUACUGAGAAUUUAGCUCCUUGAAAUUUUUCUGUUGACUUCUGAUACUUAAAGAAAAGCACAAGAAAUGCACUGUUUUGUAAUCUCUUUUCACAAAUGUAAUUUAGAAUAUGGAACUACAACUGGUUCCUUCUCAUCUCUAAAGCUGACCAGUACCUGUAAUCCCUUCUCUGUUAAAAAAAAAACAAAAAAAAACAAAAAAAAAACAAAAACA